CUUUCUCCACAGAAACUAUCUGACCGACAAAAGCAGGCCAUUCAGCCCAUUGUGGGCAUUAACAAUCAAAACUUUCACGUUUCGAGCUUUUUUACUGCCGUGUUGUGAUUCAGCCGACAGGUGGCAGCCGUGCAACGCGUAACAAUGUCAGGAGGUCCGAGUGUUGCAUUGAGGCGGACAAAAUCUGCAGUCACACGACACCAGGUUUGUUUAAGAUCACAAGCUUUCUGAGUUUGUCAGGUGAACGAAGGAGCAUAAAGUUUGUGAUCUUUAUCAAACCUGUUGGACAAUAAGGUGUAACAAUGAGACUGCUGCGUUCAUACAACGCCUCAAUACAUCCCAGACAAUAACCUAAGAAAUGAUCUAAGGAAAACGAGCGGACAAUGUGUACAAAGUACAAUCCUGAAAAGUACAAUCGGAAAAUGAAAUGGGUAAUCGGUCUAUCCUUUUCAGUGUGAGGACUGUUGGAUGACCAGACUGUUGGAGGGCAGCACGGUGGCUCAGUGGUUCGCACUGCUGCCUCACAGCGCCCGAGAUCCAGCCUCGGGCGACUCUCUGUGUGGAGUUUGUACAUGUCCUAUUAGUUAUGGACUAUUGUUGCGAAAGGCGCUACAUAAAUGCAAGAACCUCGGAAUCCCAUUUCUGCAUCUGUUAUCGCAAAACCAUCUGAUCAUUUUAUAGUUCUUUGUGUUUGAGAUUGAGUGCCAGCCAUCAUGACACAAUUCAGGUUACGGAUCCAGAUCUGACCCAGGGUAUCACCAGAGGGUCUGUGAUCGGCAGUGAGUUCAGGGACUACUGGCUCCCCGCCAUCUCCACCUGUUCCUCUCACCCGCGCUCUCUCUUUCUCUCUCUCAGACACACACUGUCCCCUCCCCCAAAAGCAACUUUCUCCGCACCUUACCGCGCCGGGGUCAAAGCCCCCGCGGCGUUCUAACCCUGUAUCUCCUUCAAAAUAUUGUUUUUCACUGUUUUCCCGGUCAAAGUCUUGAUAAAACAUAGUUACUAGUGAUUCUUCGCUGACAAUUCCAGUGAAAUCUGUCAGUCAGUGAUUAAACUGAAUGUGUUGACCAGCGCAGCCACAUUGAAACUGAAAGCGGUUUGAAUCAGGAAGUGCUGAGGGUGAAUAUGGCUUCCAGACAGCAGCUCCUGAGACUGACCGAGGAGACUAUUUGUCCUAUUUGUCUGGAUUUCUUCACCGACCCGGUUACACUGGAGUGUGGACACAACUUCUGCCGCUCCUGUAUCACCCAGAGUUGGAAAAACAUGAGGAUAAACUCCUGCCCGCAAUGUCGAGAGAAGUUUCCGGAAAGAAACCUCAGGGUAAAUCGGGCCUUGGCGAAUCUGACCGAGGAGACUCGAAAUUUAAAACUGGAAGUGAAAGAGGAGAAAAGUAAACCUCACUGUGAGAAACAUCAGGAAGAUCUAAAACUGUUUUGUGAAACUGACAAGAAAUUGAUCUGUCUGAUUUGUAGAGAUUCGCGGGAACACAGAGAGCACCGCUUCCUGCCGAUCAAUGAGGCUGUUGAGUCUUACAAGGAUCAGCUGAAAUCUUCCUUAGAUUCUCUCACAGAGAAGAGAUCGGCGGUUCUACAAACAGAACUGACCCAGAAACGGAAGAUUUCCGAAGUGAGGGAACAGGCGAGCAGUCUGCAGACCCACAUCACAUCCGAGUUCACUAAAAUGCACCAGAUUCUCAUUGAGAAAGAGCAGCGUUUACUCAGAGACCUCAGGGAAGAAGAGGAGAGGGUUGUAGAACCAAUGGAGAGAAACCUUCGAGAGAUUCAGGAGAAUUUAAAUUCUAUUCAGGAGAAACUCUCAAAGUUGCAGAAACAGAUGGAGCAAAAAGACGAGCUGAUAUUUCUGAAGGAGGAAGCUUGUCGGAAGAGAAGGGUUAGUGAUGAGUGGAAUAAUCUCUCAGCUACUGAUGCCUCUCUGUCUCUCAGGCAGUUCACUGGCCCUUUACAGUACAUAGUCUGGAAAGAAAUGAUACACACCAUUCACCCAGCUCCAGCCUCUCUGACUCUGGAUCCAAUCACAGCAAAUCCUUGGCUCAUUCUGUCUGAGGACCGGACCAGUGUGACAGUCGGAGACAAACGGCAGUCGCUCCAUGAUGCCCCGGAGAGCUCCAGCUCAUCUGACUCUGGAUCCAAGUACAGCGAAUUCUUGGCUCAUCACUGCCAGGCCAGUGUAAGACUUAUAAAUAAACCACAAUACGAUAUGGGAGAUUAUAAAGAGGACUUCAAUGGUCGUAAUAUCUGGAUUACUAGUGAGAUGCUGACAUUGAUCAUGGCUUCCAGACAGCAACUCCAGAGACUGACCGAGGAGGCAGUUUGUCCCAUUUGUUUGGAUUUAUUCACCGAUCCGGUUAUACUGGAUUGUGGACACAACUUCUGCCGCUCCUGUAUCACCCAGAGUUGGGAAGAGAAGGAGAUAAACUCCUGCCCGGAAUGUCGAGAGGUGUUUCCGGAAAGAAACCUCAGGGUAAAUCGGGCCUUAGCGAAUCUGGCCGAGGAGGCUCGAAAAUUAAAGCUGGAUCCGAAAGAGAAGGAAAGUAAACCUCACUGUGAGAAACAUCAGGAAGAUCUGGAGCUGUUUUGUGAAACUGACAAGAAAUUGAUCUGUGCGAUUUGUAGAGAUUCGCGGGAACACAGAGAGCACCGCUUCCUGCCGAUCAAUGAGGCUGUUGAAAUCUACAAGCAUAAGCUGAAAUCUUCCUUAGAUUCUCUCACAGAGAAGAAAUCGGCGGUUCAACAAACGGAACUGACCCAGAAACGGAAGAUUUCCGAAGUGAGGGAACAGGCGAGCAGUCUGCAGACCCACAUCACAUCCGAGUUCACUAAAAUGCACCAGAUUCUCACUGAGAAAGAGCAGCGUUUACUCAGAGAUCUCAGGGAAGAAGAGGAGAGGGUUGUAGAACCAAUGGAGAAAAACCUUCGAGAGAUUCAGGAGAAUUUAAAUUCUAUUGAGGAGAAACUCUCAAAGUUACAGAAACAGACGGAGCAAAAAGUCGAGCUGAUAUUUCUGGAGGAGGAAGCUUGUUGGAAGAGAAGAACUAGUGAUGAGGGGAAGAAACUCUCAGCUGCUGAUGGCUUUCUGUCUCUCAGACAGCUCACUGGCCCUUUACAGUACACAGUCUGGAGAGAAAUGAUACACACCAUUCACCCAGCUCCAGCCUCUCUGACUCUGGAUCCGAACACAGCGCAUCCCCGGCUCAUCCUGUCUGAGGACCGGACCAGUGUGAGACUCGGAGACACAGAGCAGCCGCUCCCUGACUCCCCGGAGAGAUUUGAUCCCUGGGAAUGUGUCCUUGGAUCAGAGGGAUUCACAUCAGGGAGGCAUUACUGGGAGGUGGAGCUGGGGGAGAAGAUCUGGUGGUAUCUGGGAGUGGCCCGAGAGUCUGUGAAGAGGAAAGGAGGGAUCAUCCUGAACCCGGAGACCGGAUUCUGGAUUGUGGGGCUGAAUCCCGAAUGUGGUUAUUUAGCCGCCACCUCCCCCUCACUGACUCCCCUCUUCCCAAGUGCGAAUCCCCGGAAGAUCGGGGUUUUCCUGGACUAUGAGGGUGGACAGGUGUCAUUUUACAAUGCGGACACCAUGUCCCAUCUCCACACUUUCACCCACACUUUCACUGAGAGACUCUUUCCCAUCUUCUAUCCAGGAGGGAAUGACGGCGGGAAAAACCUCGCCCCGUUGACAAUCUGCGGGAUUAAAUGGCACUGACAGAUCCAUCCCAUAAUUUCACCCCGUCCCCCUGCCUCCUGCCAGCUGUAAAUUGAUGGGAGUCAGUCUCAGUCUGGGGGAAAGAAGGAGGGGGAGAGAAGAAACAAAUAGAAGCUCAAUUGUAGAGAGGGACUGACUGGGUAGAGUGAGCUGUGAGCUGCAGGAACCCGGGGAUCUUCCUGUCUGUAAUGUUGCUCCACGGGCGGGAGGUGGCGCUACAUGACGGUGUUGGAGAUGAAUCAGUCAGUGGUUCUCAGACUGGGCUCAGGAGUCUUUCCAGGGGGAGACCAAAUCAUUUCACUGCCGGUCAGUGGAGUCUUUCCAGGGUGAGUCGGCUCAAUCAAAAUAAAAACGUCAGACUGAGCUUGUUUAGACUUCCACCAUGUGUCAGUAAUGUAUAUCCCACACAUAAUUUGAUAACAUUGAGAAACUGGUCUUGUUUUGCUCAGGUCUGUAACUAUUGCCCAGAAUGUUAACUGCUCUUUCGUAAAAUUAGAAAAUUUGAAAACCUCAGAUUUGAAAGUGAUAGGUGAAUUGAUUAUUUAUGUCAUGAUCAGAUAAUAUUUAACCAUGGUUGAAACCGUUCAGCUGGUGCAAACUGCAAUGUAGGUGGAGUCAGUUAUCAGUUAUCCCUGAGUUAUUGCUCUUAUCUCAUUUACAGUGAAAUAAUCCUUGAGUCGCACCUACGAAAAUGUCUGUUUGAUAAAACUCUCGCACUCUACUAUGCACCGAACCUAUUCAGACUUUCGAUGUCUAUGUUUAUGUAAUUAUAAUUUAUAUAGAAGUGCAGUAUCAAAUUUGAAAAUUGUUUCUUCAAUCAAAUCAAUAUCUGUGAUUCUCUACAGUGAAAGCAAGGCUUCUAAAAAAAAUAUAUCAUCAAUAAAUCCAAGACAGUUGUCAUUUUAUUUAUAAAUUUCUCCAGAACAUGUAUUCUUAAAGCUCAUAUUCCAACUUCAUCUGGAUUAUUUCAAACUUCACUGUUUUGAGUCAAUGGAGUGUUAGUUACCGGGAAAUGAUCCCACGUUUACUCUGGAUUUUCAGUUAUUGCUCCCUUCGGUAGGAUCUUAGAGUCAGAGAUUGAUUGAGUCCUACAGCACAGAGAAUAGGCCCUUCGGCUCAAACUGCUCCAUGCCAACCAAACGGUCUAUCCACACUAACCUCAUUUCCUUGCACUUGGCCCAUAUCCUUCUACACAUUUCCUAUCCACGUAUUUCUCCAAACUUCCUUGAAAUGUUGUUAAUGUGCCCGUUUCAACCACUUCAGCUGGCAGCUUAUUCCGUAUGCAAUCCAUCCUCUGUGUAAAAUCAUUGCCCCUUUUAUUCCUUCCCCUCUCACUGGAAACUGAUGUCCUCUCUUCCUUGAUUCUGCAACCCUGGGUAAAAGACUGAGUGUGUUCACCCUAUCCAUGCCUCCCGUGAUCUUAUUCACUUCUCUAAUAUCUCCGCUCAGUCUCUUCCACUCUAAAGUAAAAAGUCCUCGCUUGUCCAACCUUUCCCUAUAACUCAGACACUUGAGUCCAGGUAACAUCCUUGUAAAAUUCUU
This is a messenger RNA of Chiloscyllium plagiosum (whitespotted bambooshark), 5259 nucleotides long. RefSeq names its product zinc-binding protein A33-like. Gene Ontology annotation, biological process: protein ubiquitination. Lineage: Eukaryota; Metazoa; Chordata; Chondrichthyes; Orectolobiformes; Hemiscylliidae. Gene Ontology annotation, molecular function: protein binding; zinc ion binding; ubiquitin-protein transferase activity. The record is from RefSeq and is a predicted model, not a curated record.